This is a messenger RNA of Neocloeon triangulifer, 795 nucleotides long. Its product is annotated as protein catecholamines up-like. The transcript is spliced from 2 exons. Bases 148 to 678 code for a protein of 176 amino acids. Lineage: Eukaryota; Metazoa; Arthropoda; Insecta; Ephemeroptera; Baetidae. The record is from RefSeq and is a predicted model, not a curated record.
CACUUAUCUUACUGUACUUAUUCUGGUAUACCCACACCUCAAAACAGCGGUGGCUUACGCGAUAAGCGACCUCGGCAGCUUUCCUUGUCGCUGGCCAAAUAAAACAAAGGCGGUGCAACAGACGAAUUCCACACAUUUUACGCCAAAAUGGACCUGCGACCUGACGGAACUCGUUUCCCUGCACCUGGCCACCCGCCGAUGGUGCCUCCAGUUGUCCAUCAAAUGCCAUCGGCGCCCGUGGGAUUCACAGCUGUCCCUGGGCAUCCGAUCGGCGCACCCUACCCUACAGGUAUUCCUCAGGUCGCCGUUGCAGGGCAGCACGGAGCUUUCGCCGCAACUUCAGUCCACGGACACUCGCAUAGCCACGGACACCAUCACGACAGCCACCACGGACACUCGCAUGGACACUCUCAUGGAGCGGCCAUUGGGACGGCCGUAGGAGUGGGGGCUGUGAUUGGGGCUGUUUGUGCCCACUGCGGAGGAACGACCAAAACUUGCAAGAAAUUCAAGAAGCAAGUCAAGGAGCUGAAGAAACACCACAAGCAUGGACAUGGACACGUUCACGGGCCGGGUCACGUGCAUGGACACAAGAAGCACAAGAAAGACAAGAAGCACGGACAUAAGAAGUCCGGCUCUUCGUCCAGCAGCAGCAGCUCGUCCAGCAGCGACUCGGAUUAAAUAUUUAUAGUUUUAGUUAUAAUUUUGUUUAUUUCAUUGAAAUAUGCGAUCAAAAUAUAUUUUUGGUGAUUUUUGAAUUAGCUUCUUGCAGAAAAAUAAAUAUAAUCAAAGUCCGUU